GUGUGAAUUCCGUGUGGUGGAGACUGGUAGUGUCAAAGAGGAGUCCCGAUUCCUGUCUGGGGAAUGACAGAGGGAUGCUUGGUUGGCAGUGUGAGACUGACUGCCCCAGGCCCUCCCUGGCAAGGCUCCCCUUGCCUGGAUCUCUGUGAGGGUCUCUAGGGUGCUGGGGUCAGUUGCAGGAGCUCUGUUCCAUCUUCCUGACAGGAGGGGCGGGAGCUGACUCGCUUCACCCACCAGCCUACCUCUGAGAUCAUUGUCUCAGAAGACCCUGACUGAGCUAUGCAUGUCUCUGAAAGCCUUUCCAGGAGAGGGUGGGCUGGCUUCAUAAAGGCUAAGUGCCGUUCUGUGUUCCUGCCAGACAGCUUGAUAUACGGUGCAAUGCUGGUAAACGCUUGCGUGUGGGAUUUUCUUCCUUUCUCUCUUUCUUUUAGCCCACCUCAGAGCUGUCCCCUGAAUGGCGGCUGACAAUUAGCUGCUAAGUAAAAGGAGGCACUUAUUUUUAUUGUGCUCUGACAGCUUUAUGUUUACUCUCUGAAAGCCAAGGGAGCCUCUUGUGUGUAAAGGUGAGUAGGGAGACGUGUUGGGAAGGGGCAGGGCAGGUGCUGACACAUCCGUAGGAUUCCUCCCAGGGCUCGGAACCUGGACAGUCUUUGCAAGCAUGUGCUGAUCUGGAAGCCAGCGAGGACAGUUAGCUCUUACAGUGCAGGAGGAGAGGCCAGACUGGCUCCUCAGAGGCAGAGCAGCCAUGCCUCACGUCCCCAGGAUGCCGCACUGGGAACUGGGUUGUGGCUUUCCCACCUUGGCGCUGCUCUUUUGCUGGGACGUCAGGAAGAGAGCCCCCAAGCUCCGAAAGAAAGCGGUGUUUGGUCAGCGUUUGGAUGAGACUGUGGCCUACGAGCAGAAGUUUGGCCCUCAUCUGGUACCCAUCCUGGUGGAGAAGUGCUCCGAGUUCAUCCUGGAGCACGGUGUGAGUGAAGAGGGCAUCUUCCGCCUGCCAGGGCAGGACAACCUAGUGAAGCAGCUGAGAGAUGCUUUCGAUGCAGGGGAGAGGCCCUCCUUUGACAGGGACACAGAUGUGCACACGGUGGCCUCUCUAUUAAAGCUCUACCUCCGAGACCUGCCAGAGCCUGUGGUUCCUUGGAGUCAGUACGAAGGGUUCCUGCUCUGUGGGCAGCUCAUGAACGCAGAUGAGGCAAAGGCUCAGCAGGAGUUGGCAAAGCAGCUUUCCAUCCUUCCCCGAGACAACUACAACCUCCUGAGCUACAUCUGCAGAUUUCUGCAUGAAAUCCAGCUGAACUGUGCGGUCAACAAGAUGAGCGUGGACAACCUGGCCACUGUGAUCGGAGUGAACCUCAUCAGGUCGAAGGUUGAAGACCCUGCUGUGAUCAUGAGAGGGACUCCUCAGAUCCAAAGAGUAAUGACCAUGAUGAUCAGAGACCACGAAGUCCUCUUCCCCAAGUCUAAGGAUACACCACUCUCACCCCCAGCCCAGAAAAAUGAUGCCAAGAAGGCCCCUGUGCCCCGAAGCUCUGUGGGAUGGGAUGCCACCGAAGACCCACCCCUUUCUAGGACAGACAGCUUCAGUAACACAGCAAGUAGUCCUGAUGCCACUAGUCCCACAGGACCACAGCCAGGUGACCAGCAUCAGGAAGACAGUGGAAAAACCCCCAAGGAAAACCUGGGAGACUGGAAGAUGCAAUCCCGUAAAAGGACUCAAACGCUCCCCAACCGGAAGUGUUUCCUGACGUCGGCAUUCCAAGGAACCACUAGCAGCAAACUGGAAAUCUUUAAAAAUGAGUUCUGGUCUCCAUCUUCAGAGGCUAAAGCAGGAGAAGGGCACAGGAGAACUAUGUCUCAAGACUUGCGCCACCUUUCCAGUGACCAGAGGACUUCUACCUACGAUAAUGUCCCCACCCCAUCAGGGUCCCAAGGGAACCCAGCAGACGCACUCUCUCCCCUUGCCAGUGACUCCAAGAGAGAUGCUCUUGUCAGCACAGACUCUGAAAUGGAGUCUGGAAGCAAGAACUCUGGCGAGGAUGACCUCGAUUCUUUGCAGAGGACGGUCCAGCACCUACAGAAGGAAAUAGAAACCCAGAAGCAGAUGUAUGAGGAACAGAUUAAAAACCUGGAGAAGGAAAAUUAUGAUGUCUGGGCUAAGGUGGUGAGGCUCAAUGAAGAACUGGAGAUGGAGAGGAAGAAAUUUGCGGCCCUGGAAAUCACCCAUCGGAAUGUGGAGCGCUCCCGUGAAGAUGUUGAGAAGAGGAACAGAGUCUUGGAAGAAGAAGUCAAGGAGUUUGUGAAAUCGAUGGAGAAGCCCAAGACAAAGACCGAUGCUUGAAGAUCUGAGUUGUGUGGCAGGGACAGUCAACUCCACUCCAUUUCUUCAUGCUCCUAAUGAGCAGGAAGCAGGAUCACCUCCUAGGAUGGACAGGUAUCUGAGGGGAUGUACCACAAUCCUCAGCAAAUCCACAGAAGAUGAAAGUGUGCAGGAACAUGCCAGGACACUAGCCACCAUGUGCUGUGCUCUGAGGAUUGCUUUAUCCACUGUGGGAAGAGUGAACUGGAACAUUCUAGUGCAUGACCAGGUCCAAAGGAGACAUUUAAGGUGUGUGACAUCUCAGGACCCCAGGCCAGAGCUAGGCCAAGGCCUCACUUGCCUGGUCAGAUGGCUCUGAUCAGCUCUGAAACAUGGGCAGAAAAUGUUACUUCUCUCUCCAGUGCUGGCCACCUGAGGGCUGCUCCGAGAGGCUGGACUGUUGGAACCAGAAUCAAACAGUAUUUAUGAAAGCAAACUUAUAUUCAAAUAAAGAAAACAAAAAACAAAAAUGGAGCAAGGAUAUUGACAACCUAUGAAACACUUUUAUUAGAAUUAGUAAAAGGGGGUUUGGAGAGUUGGCUCAGUGGCUGAGAGCAUCAGCUGCUCUUUCAGAGGACUCAGCAUCCACACGGUGGCCAACAACCAUUUGUAGCUCCAGUUCCAGGAGAUCUGACACCCUCUAAGGGCACUGUAUAUACAUAUGCUGCCCAUACAUAUAUGCAAACAAACACCCAUACACAUCAAAUAGAUACAUACAUAUAUAUACACACAUACAUACAUAAACACACACACAUACAUACAUAUAUACAUACCAGCAGCAAAGAAAAAGGAAUUAGUAAAAAGGUACCUCUUGCUUGAAGCAGAUGAGUCUUUCUCACAGUAGAUGGCUGUGUGUCCAGGGCUUUGGUCCUGAGCUUCCCUCCAGUGGACAAAACUUGUCUGGAAAGCCUAAGAGCCAAGGUUGCCAACUGUGAAAUGACUUUAGGAGUGUGGAGCAUCGCUACAGUGUAGUGAAGAGUUAAGAUUAUUGAUUAUUAUCGUCAUUGUUGUUAUUGUUACUUUACUUCAACAAAAUGAAAAUGUGUUUCUUUACUCUUGA
Messenger RNA from Mastomys coucha (southern multimammate mouse), 3416 nucleotides. RefSeq names its product Rho GTPase activating protein 25 (gene Arhgap25). The transcript is spliced from 8 exons. Gene Ontology annotation, molecular function: GTPase activator activity. Gene Ontology annotation, biological process: actin filament organization; signal transduction; activation of GTPase activity. Gene Ontology annotation, cellular component: phagocytic cup. The record is from RefSeq and is a predicted model, not a curated record. Lineage: Eukaryota; Metazoa; Chordata; Mammalia; Rodentia; Muridae. The coding region runs from base 746 to 2338 and encodes 530 amino acids.